Molecule: messenger RNA, 1263 nt
Organism: Cryptotermes secundus
Lineage: Eukaryota; Metazoa; Arthropoda; Insecta; Blattodea; Kalotermitidae
Exons: 2
Coding region: 146-484 (112 amino acids)
Source: RefSeq, a predicted model, not a curated record
CAUACUGCACAUACUAUGCUCACCCCUCCCCCUCCUGCAUGAAAACAACUGCAAAAUACCCGACACUUCAGUCUGUCAUUGAACUUGUGUUUUAUACAUGUGGCAUAAGUUGAAAAAGUAUGCCCAGUGAAUCUUCUUAACCCAUAUGAAAGGUGUCAAAACUAUACAGGGAUUGAUGGCAGGAUUCCAUAUGAAUAAUGAAGAACUGGAGAAGAUUUAUAUGGAAGCUGUUGGGGCCCAAACAAAGUACCAUCCCAGCAUCUACCCAGAGGGACUGAAGAAAAUCAUGAAAAACUUCAGUCAGCAAGUGCGUCAACUGAGAACUGAAUUCAGCACCUCACAAAUCUACAAAUACAAGCCUACAGCAUUACCUCUAGACCAACAUGUUCAGUUCCUUUCUGUCAAUAGGGACCUGAACUUCUUUUUGGUAGUGUACUAUGUCACAUGUAACCUUUCCAAGCCUGGAGAUUUGAUCACAGUUUGAAGUGAUGGAUCCAUGUUCAUCAUCUGUGACAAUACGACUGAUAAUGUGAUCACCUUCCUCAUGAUACUGGUCCAAAAUGCAAUUACGGAUGUCCAAACAGUAAUGUAUCUCGUUGCUUGGUGUUUUUUUUUUUGAGAAUGCACCUUUGCACAAACCUUUAUGGAAGCGAAACCCAUCACAGAGAGUUUGAUAGACCGAGCCACAACUAAUUUGCAUGUCGCUCAAUACUUCAGUGAUAGUCACUACCCUGCUGUCAGGACUGGUGCACUGUUCCCUUCUGUGAGUGAUGUGCAGGGGCACCCAUGUCAAUCUGCACUUGUUCAGCUGUUUCAAAACAUUUCAAUCCCCAUACCAGUACACAAGGUCUACUGCACCAGAACAUUCACCAUACUGUGUUGAGAGUUUCUGGUGAAUUUUAGCAUUUGUCACACCUUCAGACCACAGCAAUCAAAUAUGUGCACACUGCUGAUCUUUUAUGUGUAUAGUCAGUAAAUUGCAAUUAUAAAAAGACAAGUCCAUCCAAUGUGACUAUUUCAGUUUUCUCACUUGAUGAUUCACUAGCCGUACAUGUUUUGAUCCAUUUGGAUCAUCUUCAGAGGCAUCAAACACUUUUUAGUAAAUUGCCCUGCUAACUAUUGAUUAAGCAAAAUAACUAUAAACAGUCUGGGUCAUGUCACUACAGUGGGGAAGUUCUGUGCUUCCAGUUGCAUGUGCAUUUGGAAGCAGACCAACUGCAAGCAAUAAACAAUUUCAAAAUAAUUUUUUAUUCUUUUUAUAUU